GGAGAAGAAGAUCAUCCAGUUCUCUCUCUCUCUCUCUUCGCAAGGCAAGACACAUGGUAAGAUAAAAAAGUCUCUUAGUUUUACACACACCUUACACUGAUUUGCUCGUCCUUCUAACAUUUGUUUAGUUGUUAGAUCCUAGUACCACUGUUUGCCGUAGUAUUGUACUUCUAAUUUGGAUUCUUUGUAUAGAUUACUUUCUCUCUCUUCUCCAUUAAACGCGUCCCGGGAUCGAUUCCAGUGUUAAGCAGGUGGAAAGUUCUUGGUUCGAUUCCCGCCCAAAUGGCGUCCCGCCGGUGGGAGUAGGGUUUUAGGGGAUUUGGCGAUGGAGCGCUGCCUCAAGGAUUAUUUUGGCUAUUCAUCGUUUCGUCCGUUUCAAAAGGAGGUGAUACAGCAGAUAUUGCGUGGGAGGGAUUGUCUUGUUGUGAUGGCUACUGGCAGCGGCAAAUCGAUCUGCUACCAAAUUCCGCCCCUCGUGAGCAGCAAAACCGCCGUUGUUAUCAGCCCCUUGAUCAGUUUGAUGCAAGAUCAGGUAAUGGGGCUGAAGCUACGUGGUAUCAAAGCGGAAUACCUGGGCAGUGCUCAGACUGAUAAGACUGUAGAAGAUAAAGCCGGAAGGGGAGAGUAUGAUAUCCUUUACAUGACUCCAGAGAAGGCCUGUGGAACUACGUGGACCUCGCUGCUGAGUCGUGGUGUUUCUUUGUUGGCUGUUGACGAGGCGCAUUGCAUCUCAGAAUGGGGACACGACUUCAGGCCGGAGUACCAGCGGCUUAGUUCGAUCAGAUCGAAGCUUCCCGAGGUUCCAUUCGUUGCACUGACUGCCACCGCCACACAUAAGGUGCGGGAGGACAUAUUAAAAUCGCUCAUGCUUAAAAAUGCCUACAUAGCCGUUUCUUCGUUUGAUCGGUCAAAUAUCUUCUAUGGUGUGAAGCCAUUGACUAGGUCCAAUGCCUUCCGCGAAGAGCUUGCCACUGAAGUUGUGAAGGACUUAGAACAGGGAGGCUCCACUAUCGUGUAUUGCAACACUAUCAAGGAUGUAGAUGAGGUCACAAACGCCUUGGUGAAAGCAGGUGCCGCUGCACGAGCAUACCACAGCAAGCUCGGACUCAAGGAAAGGAACGAUGUUCACAGGACUUUCCUGAAAGAUGAACUUCAAGUUGUGGUUGCGACUGUUGCCUUUGGAAUGGGCAUUGAUAAACCGGAUAUACGAAGAGUGAUACAUUAUGGCUGUCCAAAAUCCUUGGAGUCUUAUUACCAGGAGAGUGGUAGGUGCGGUAGAGAUGGUUUGCCAUCAGCAUGCUGGCUAUAUUUUACGCGUGCUGACUUUACGCGAGCGGAAUAUUACACUUCGGAAGUUCGCACGCAAGAACGGAAGAAAGCGGUGGCAGAUGCCUUCGCAGCUUCGCAAGGAUAUUGCACAACGACAACCUGCCGGCGGAAAUUUAUUUUGCAAUACUUCGGGGAGUUUACAAAGAACGACAACUGUGGAAACUGUGAUAACUGUACCAAGACUGCUGCUCAACGGCGCGAUAUGGUGCAGGAGGCUUACGCAAUUUUGGCAGCUGUCAAAUUAUGUGGAGGCUUUUGGGGGAUGAAUAUGCCUAUUGAUGUUUUAAGAGGCUCUCUUGCUAAGAAAGUCGUGGAGCGAGGUUACGAAAAGCUUCAUGUUCAUGGCCUCGGUCGCGAAAAGACUGCUACUUGGUGGAAAGCGCUUGGAGAUCAGCUUCUAUCCUUGGGUUAUUUAAGAGAGACGCGAGAAAAAUUCAGGACUGUGAGCGUGUCACAGAAGGGACAGCGGUUUUUGGAGGAGCUGCCGAAUGGAGCAUCACUUGUAUUACCUGUCACGGAGGAAAUGCUUCGAGAAGAGAAAAGUAGUGCACCUGAUACGGCUACUGCGAGUACGCCAGGGCCCACUUUGAAUGGAUUGCCGGAGGUGGAAAUGAAAUUAUUUAAGGCACUCAUAGACUUGAGAGCGGAAAUUGCUGACAAGAGUUCAACUGCCCCAUACAUGAUAUGCAACGAGCGGACCUUGCAGAGGAUCACAAACACUAGGCCUUCGAAUAUCGUACGUUUACGAAAUGUCGAAGGCAUAAAUCAGUGGCUUGUUACGGAAUAUGGUGAAGCAUUUCUCGAGUGCGUUAAGCGCAUUUGUCAAGAAACCGGAUUGGAACAAGACAAGGAAAGCAUUGUGCAGAAGGCUGCUGCUUCUAGGACCUCGGAUCGGUCUAUGUUGACUCCAGCAAAGUCUGAAGCAUGGAGCAUGUGGCAUGAAAAGAAAAUGUCAUUCUUUGAGAUUGCGAAUCUUCCGGAGCGUCCUAGGCCAAUUAAAGAAGAUACAGUUAUUGAGUACAUAUUAGAGUGCCUUCGUGCUGGAUGCGAAGCUGAUUGGAGUCGCUUCUUCGACGAGACAGGCAUGACUACUUGCAUUAGAGAACAGAUUCGAGCUGCAAUUGGUAAAGUGGGAUCGAGAGAGAAGAUGAAACCUCUGAAAGAGAAUCUACCAGAAACGGUCUCUUAUGCUCAUAUCAAAAUCUAUUUACUUGCGGAAGAACUAGGAGUGGAUUUGGGCCUUAGUCCUAACGUGGAUACUCAAGACCGCAAUGUCGAGGUUAUAGAUCUCGAUGAAGAACCGCGCAACGAAUCCAUAGACCGUCCUCCAUGGCUCGACAUUCGUACUAAAACUUCGACAAAGCCGAGACGUUUAGACGUGGAGGAACUGGCGAAUGGCGAGUGCAAGAAGAUGCGCACUGCCGAAAGCAGGCAAGCGACGGACGAAGGUAUAAUGGAGUGGCUCCUUUCACGUGAUGGGGCCACCCUGAAGGAAAUCAGUUCCCGGUUUUCUGACACAGACGUAAGUGCCAUAUUGACACUUCUAAAGGGCCUGGAGGAAAGUUUUUCAAUCUACGAAAAGGAUGGUGUAUAUUGCAGAAUGUAGUCUAUGUACAAAUCGCCUUGUAAGUGUUCUCCCUGUGUAACUAAGACAGGUGCAUCUA
This is a messenger RNA of Selaginella moellendorffii, 2993 nucleotides long. RefSeq names its product ATP-dependent DNA helicase RecQ. Gene Ontology annotation, biological process: double-strand break repair via homologous recombination; DNA replication. The transcript has 20 exons. The record is from RefSeq and is a predicted model, not a curated record. NCBI's taxonomy places the organism in Eukaryota, Viridiplantae, Streptophyta, Lycopodiopsida, Selaginellales, Selaginellaceae. Gene Ontology annotation, cellular component: chromosome; nucleus; cytoplasm. Bases 326 to 2935 code for a protein of 869 amino acids. Gene Ontology annotation, molecular function: 3'-5' DNA helicase activity; ATP binding; nucleic acid binding.